Schizophyllum commune H4-8 is the source of this 956-nucleotide messenger RNA. RefSeq lists its product as uncharacterized. The coding region runs from base 235 to 714 and encodes 159 amino acids. Lineage: Eukaryota; Fungi; Basidiomycota; Agaricomycetes; Agaricales; Schizophyllaceae. The record is from RefSeq and is a predicted model, not a curated record. The transcript has 4 exons.
CACCUAAUGGACCACCAGCAAGCGGGGAGAGGAUGAAUGCGUAACGCGUGUCUCGCAUGAAGCCGCAUCUGCCCGAUGACCUGAACAAGCUCGGAGCGAUGCCCUAAUGCGUACUUGCCGUACAAAGCGUCCCGUGGGGUUUAAAGCUGGGCUUCAACGGUGAGCAGGUACGCUCUGUCUUUCCCUUCCCUGUCUCCUUCCCAGUGCAUUAUUUGUGACGACUACGCGCCUGUCAUGACCUCCGCACGCCUCGCCGCUCUCCCUGAAGCCGAGUCGCUUAACCAGUCAACCUCAUGUGGGCCUAUUCGGCCUCUUCGCCACCACAAGACCGGCUCGCGGACGGCGGGCAGGUACCACCCAUACCGAACCCGAUACACCGAAGGCGACGACAUGGACGCAGAGACGGCGCGCAAACUCCUCCAUCUCAUGGAUGCUCACGCCAUGAGACGCGUUCAGCCGGGCCUGACUAUCGCCAGCGUCGUGGCGGAGAUGGAGGGCCGCUCUAAUCCCCCAACGGACGCCCAAGUAACGAAGAUCACACCCGUACCAACGUCGGCGUCCGUUUGUCCCAGACUCCUGCCUUGCGGAGAGCGAGUCGGAUAUCCCAAGAUAGUCUCGUCGCACGAGCUCGUUGUGCUGAGGGAACUAUAUUUUCUGUUCGCUUGGGCAUGCGUGGUCCAAGAGGCAGUCGUACGGCUGCACCGGUGCAUGUAAUUCGCCUUCAGCUCAUCCCUUUCGGUCACCUCCCCGCUAUCCAUAGUUUAUUGCCGCCUUGUCCUUUCUGACGCCCUUCGCCUGCCUCUGUAUGCCUAGAUCCUUCCAUAUGCUUCUGUCCACUCUGUAUCGCUUACCUUGUUCCCGUUGGCUGUACUCUCGAAUAAAUGGCGCAUAUAGAGCCUCCUCCAUUCGGGGUUUGAAGACAAAAGUUUAAUCAUGUUGCCGGAGUUGUGAGUCAG